CUUCAUUUCCGUUUCUCCCCUCACCAUUAGCGCUGGUCUCGUCGAGAAGAGAAUUUACCACUGGCCAUUUUUCCAACAUACUUUUAAAAAUAGUAGGUCUAUAGUAACGUUUAGGUAGAUAUGGAGGACUUCGAUAUGCUUAGUGCACCACAGUCGAAUGCCGGUAAUGGUGUUGGAUCUGAAGAGGAUCCAGCCGCUGCUUUCUUGGCCCAGCAAGAAAGUGAGAUCGCGGGGAUUGAGAACGAUGAAGGAUUCAGCAUCCUGGACAGCGGAGAAGUCCCUUCUUCUCUCAGCAAUAAUCUGACAGGGGAUCAGGAUGAUGCUGGUGGAGCCGUGAAUGGCGACGUACAUGAGGAGAGUAAUGGUCCGUCUGAUGCGUACGCAGCCAUUUCCAGUGCUGACCGCUUGCAGGCUGAGCCGGAGAGUCUACGCAAGUGGAGGGAGGAGCAGGGUGAACGUCUAGAGGUUUUGGACGCCAACUCUCGUACACAGGAGACGGAGUGGAAGGAGAAGGCCAAGGUGGAGCUGGAGGACUGGCACACACGGCAGGAGGAGCAGCUGGAAAAGACCAAAGUCAACAACAGGGUGCUGGAUGAAGAUUUCUACAAACAGCCCUUCUCUGAGCUCAUUGGUUAUGUCACACACAUUAACCAUCCUUGCUACCGCCUAGACCAGGCGGCGGAGGAGGCCAUGGUGUCUGACCUCGAUGAGAACAACCCAGGAACAGAGUGGGAGCGUGUGGCGCGCCUCUGUGACUUCAACCCCAAGUCAAGCAAGCAGGCCAAAGAUGUGUCCCGCAUGCGCUCCGUUCUCAUCUCUCUGAAGCAGUCACCCCUUGUCCGCUAGGCCUACUGGUAUAGCAGGGGAGAGAGAGAGAGAGAGAGAGAGAGAGAGAGGUGGGGGGGAUGGAAAAGGGAGAGGGGGUAAAGAAGAAGAAAGCAAACGCUACUGAUCCUUAACUACAGCAGGCACGAGGACAACACUACCAUUCCGCGGUUCACCAUUUCAAACCUCCUUGUGGCUGUGGUGUGUAAUGAUUUUCAACUCUAUUUCAAAUCACAUUGUUUCAAAGAGGAAAGUGUUGAGAAUUAUUUUUUGAAGGUUUUUGUUUAGUCUUCAAAGGACCAAACGUCAUUAUCAUGUGUGUUUGUUUUUUUGUUUUGUUUUCUCCUGCAUUCCCAUAGAACUGGCGUGUUUGCAUUGUGACUUAAAUCUAUGCAUUUCCCCAUGACCUCUCCAGGAAUUGGUUAAUAAACGUGAUCUGUGUAUGUGUCUGUAUACAUACAAUGUACUAUAUGUAUCCUCUGUGUGUGUAUCUUUGUACAUAAAGAAUACUGGCUCCAUGUAUACAUAAGUAUGAAGACAGAAAUAGAUAAUAGUGGUUGUAAAAGCAAAGAUAACCUAACUUGUUGCAUCACGUGUCAUCCUCUAUUUGAAUAUCAUUAAAGGUGUAUGGAACCUCA
Clupea harengus (Atlantic herring) is the source of this 1463-nucleotide messenger RNA. It is a transcript of the gene clta, whose product is annotated as clathrin, light chain A. Gene Ontology annotation, biological process: intracellular protein transport; clathrin-dependent endocytosis. Lineage: Eukaryota; Metazoa; Chordata; Actinopteri; Clupeiformes; Clupeidae. Gene Ontology annotation, cellular component: clathrin coat of trans-Golgi network vesicle; synaptic vesicle membrane; clathrin coat of coated pit. Gene Ontology annotation, molecular function: structural molecule activity; clathrin heavy chain binding. The record is from RefSeq and is a predicted model, not a curated record.